Bipolaris sorokiniana ND90Pr is the source of this 1398-nucleotide messenger RNA. RefSeq lists its product as uncharacterized. Lineage: Eukaryota; Fungi; Ascomycota; Dothideomycetes; Pleosporales; Pleosporaceae. The coding region runs from base 1 to 1398 and encodes 465 amino acids. The transcript has 7 exons. The record is from RefSeq and is a predicted model, not a curated record.
AUGAUCUACAUUUCCAAACUGACUCCCAGUUUAGUUUCUGCCUUGGCCAAAACAGGUUGGCGUCACCAAAUGAAAGCAUUGCGUGAUGCAAUAGGGAAACAUAUUGCCCUCGAGACGUCUAUGCGCGUACACAUGCCGAUACUGGGCUUCAGGAAAUAUCGACUAGAGUUCCACAUGGAACAUCUACUUCUGAGGCCAUCAAGUCAGACUGAGGGCUCGGUUACUGAUGAAUCGGUAGCCGAUCUCUCAUUUCUCGAAUUAGCUGACGCUGAUGGGCUGAUCGUUCCCUACUCAUUAUAUCGAGAGCACAUGACUCUGGUAAUCUGUGGUUGGAGUAACAUGCAGUGGACCGGUUAUGUUUUCACACAGGCUGAUAAAGAUAACUUGAACAUCGAGGACAUGGACGAGCUCAAAGGAAAUUUCCUAGCCUCCGAGUAUGGAUUCGACUUCACCGCUCCUCCGCAAUCCAUCUUAACAUGGGAUGCAAGAAGUUACUGGCUACGUUUAGUAGCGCAUCGUAGUCAGUAUGUGCUACGAGAAUGGCUAUAUCUCGUACGAACAGUUGAAGAGGGAGUAGAAGCAUGGAAAUCGCAAGACUCUUGUAACAGUGGUACAACUCAAGACGCUGUACUUGCCGAUGAUAUCAAAAGAUCUUUGGACAAGACCCUCCAGACGAUGCAGCUUCUGCGCCGACUGGGUGACACGCUUUCAGCCACGCUCCGAGCUUACAACCGCUUCAGCAAAUCAGGUGGGGAUAUAUGCUACUUCUCAGAUAUCAGGGACUGCUCCUCUGUAAAGAAUAGCAUUGUCGAAUCAUUUGAGAAGCUCACAGACUUCUUGAACAGACUUCAUUCACUAGAUGACUCUUGCAAACACUUCGCAACGCACUUGGGACGCAUUCUUGAUCUCGAAAACAAUCGCUUGAUCAUACAAAACGAACAACUUAGUCAGGAGAUCAAUAUGUAUCAUCUGGCUAGCCACCAAUUGAGCGAGCGCAUGCACAAACUAAACGAAGAAACAUGUAGACUCAAUAAAGAGAUCCACAAACUCAACGAAAGAAGCACAGAAGCGACGUGUGCGAAUCAAACAGAAUCCAUCAAAACCAGUCAUAGCACACGCGUGAAUGUUGAGUUACUGCUACUCACUACUCCGCUGGGCGUGGUGCUUCAGUACUUCAGCUCCGAGCAAGAAAUUCUAUUCUUCAAGAGGAGCCCCAAAACCUUUGUUCUCGCGACGAUUGUUCUGAUGUUGCUUCUUCGUUUAUUGGCCCUGGCGCUUCAGCACGGAGGUACCUUACAGCGCCUUUUUUACCGGAAGCCAUCCGCCGCCCCAAGAAGAUCUCAGCCGCCGUGUCAGACUUUGAAUAACAUCGAGUUGGAACAGACACAGAAUGUAUGA